This is a messenger RNA of Chenopodium quinoa (quinoa), 1660 nucleotides long. RefSeq names its product transducin beta-like protein 2. NCBI's taxonomy places the organism in Eukaryota, Viridiplantae, Streptophyta, Magnoliopsida, Caryophyllales, Amaranthaceae. Bases 172 to 1488 code for a protein of 438 amino acids. Gene Ontology annotation, molecular function: protein binding. The transcript has 10 exons. The record is from RefSeq and is a predicted model, not a curated record.
UUUACUAAUCACUCUCACGACACCAUACCAGUGUAACGCUUAAAUCGACGAACUCACCGCCAUUUUUAUCAUUUUCUCCGACCUUCAAAUACCAACACUCAAACAUCCCGGCGAACUAGGGUUUUUCUCCGGCGAUCUUCUACCUUUGCCGACAAAAUAUCGCCGGGAAAUAUGGAUCCCUUACUCCCGGUCAUACUCCUAUCAUUGAUUCUCGGAGCAAUCAUCUCGUUUCUCAUCUUCGGAAAUUAUUUCAGGAAGCAGAAAUCCGAAGUUGAAUCACUUGCGAAAGGCGAGCCUGUUAAUGAUGCGAUUUCUAAGAAGCCUUCGAAACCUACUGCUUCCAAAAAAUCUCAAUUUAAGCAUCAUUCUCAUGCUUCUGAUAAGGAGCAAAACAAGAAGCAUCAUCCAUUGGAUUUGAACACGUUGAAAGGUCAUGGUGAUUCGGUUGGUGGUCUGUCUUUUUCAUCAGACGGAAAAAAUUUGGUCACAGCCUGUGCAGAUGGUGUGGUCCGAGUUUUUAGGCUGGAUGAUAUUUCAAAUAAAAGUUUCAAAUUCUUGCGUAUUAAUAUGCCAGCUGGAAACCAUCCAACAGCUGUUGCUUUCUUAGAGGAUGAUUCAUCAAUCGUAGUAGCUACUCAAAAUCUUUUGGGAUCGUCAAUUUAUAUGUACGCAGAAGAGCAUGCUAAACCUUCGAGUGAAAGUAAACAACAAGCGAAGCUUCCUCUUCCUGAAAUCAAAUGGGAACAUCACAAAAUCCAUGACAAAAAUGCAAUAUUGAAUAUUUUUGGGGCUAAUGCAAGAUAUGGCAGUGCUGAUGGAAGCACUGUUAUAGCUUCCUGCUCCGAAGCAACUGAGAUUAAGCUUUGGCAUGGAAAAUCCGGAAAGCUAUUGGGAACAGUUGAUACUAAUCAACUUAAAAACCACAUGGCUUCAUUAUCACCAAAUGGACGUUUUAUGGCAGCUGCAGCAUUUACUGCUGAUGUGAAGAUUUGGGAAAUUAUUUACUCAAAGGAUGGUUUUGUUAAGGAGGUUAACAAGGCUAUGCAACUCAAGGGACACAAGAGUGCAGUAACCUGCCUAUGCUUUACAGCAAAUUCAGAUCAAAUUAUAACUGCAUCCAAGGAUGGCACCUUAAAAGUAUGGAAUAUUAAUGUUCGCUAUCAUAUGGAUGAGGACCCCAAGAUUCUAAGAGGAUUUCCAAUUCCUCUUCAUGAUUCAAAAGGAGCAACUUUGCAUUAUGUUCAUCUUAGUUUAUCUCCUGAUGGAAAGAUACUUGCUGCUACUCAUGGUUCUACGUUGCAAUGGCUAUGUUCUGAGACUGGAAAGGUUUUGGAUAUUGCUGAGAAUGCUCAUGACGGUGACAUUACAUGGAUUACUUGGGCACCUAAGGCCCUUCCUGUUGGGAAUUCUAAAUCCUUCAUUUUGGGGUCAUCUGGAGUUGACAAGAAAGUUAAAUUAUGGUUGGCACCUUUUAUUUCUUCAUCAUGAAUAAGUCACAUGGUAUGGCGUUGAUGGCUGGAAAAGCAUCACUGCCGUUUCUUCAAAAAUUCUGCGAUUUUGUAGUUUACAAAGUAUUAUAACAAUUGAUCAAACAGUAUUAUAACAAUUGUUAUUGUAAUUAGUUGUUGGGCUUUAAUAUGAGUUACAUUGUUCAACUUAA